GACGACCAAAAUAUUGCCUGGGUGUAAAUCGUGGAAUUCGAAGAAAUAGUGGAAUAAAAACCGACUUUGCUGUGUUUUUCGCGUAUGAAAGGUCUUCAAAUUCCAUAAGUGAUAAGGCAUAACACUGUGGCCAGAACCUUUAUAAGUCCUCAUACCUUUGUAAUAUGCAGACAAUAAAGUGUGUUGUAGUUGGAGAUGGGGCAGUGGGAAAAACCUGUUUAUUGAUUUCCUACACAACAAAUAAAUUUCCCAGUGAAUAUGUACCGACGGUAUUUGAUAAUUAUGCUGUUACUGUUAUGAUUGGGGGUGAGCCCUUCACAUUAGGACUGUUUGAUACUGCAGGCCAAGAAGAUUACGACAGACUGAGACCCCUCUCCUAUCCUCAGACAGAUGUUUUUCUUGUGUGUUUCUCUGUAGUGUCACCAUCUUCAUUUGAAAAUGUCAAAGAAAAGUGGGUUCCUGAAAUUACCCACCAUUGCCCAAAGACACCAUUUUUGCUGGUUGGUACCCAAGUUGACUUGAGGGAUGAUGCUGGAACAAUAGAGAAACUGACCAAGAACAAGCAGAAGCCUAUAGCUGUUGAGGCUGCGGAGAGACUAAUUCGUGAGUUGAAAGCCGUUAAGUAUGUAGAGUGUUCUGCGUUGACACAGAAAGGCUUGAAAAAUGUCUUUGAUGAAGCAAUUUUAGCUGCACUGGAACCUCCAGAACCACAAAAGAAGAAGAUCUGUUCUUUGCUUUGAGAAAUGGAUAGCUCAGAGGGAAUGAGAUACGAUAUUAGACAUUUUGCCACCUGGAUUUAAAAUUUCAGAGGUUUGGGAUGUUUCCUAAACAUUACUGUAGAACAGGAAUCUAUGACAUCUGAAACAAUAUACUUGCAGUAAAAUGUAUCAUGCUUACUGCCACUCGGUGAAGUUCUUGAUUAAUCACUUUUGACAUCUAUAGCUCUUUACAUAUCCAUAAGCUGAUUAAUAAUGUGUGUUUUUGGCACUUUGAUGGUCCUGGAAGUUUGCAAAACCAACAGGAAAUUUUCAAAGGUUUUAAAAAGGUACCUCUGUUCUAUCAGGGAACUUAAGCGAACCAUGAUGGCAAUGACAACAAAAAUAUCACCAAACAAAAGGUUUGAUGAGCAGAAUAAUGGCUAUGCACCUGCAUUUUAAAAUCUUCUUACAUUUCAUAGCUGUCCACUGCAAAGCAACAAUUUGAAAUGACCAAGUUUUGCGUAUUUUGGAGAACGUGGGCCAUGACAGCAAAUUUUUGUCUUUUGUUUUGGAAUUGAUCGCCUACAUUACAUAUUUAGUUUCAGCAGGUUUUCAGACUAAUAAAGGGGUACUGAGCAGAUUCAGAUAGUUACGAAAUUUGAGAGUAAAAUAUCAAUCCAUUUCUUACUAGGCAUUGUCCCUGGUGUCGCCAUCAUCAUAGCUUAAGGUCUCUAAUGUCAAGGAGGAUGAGAAGGAUGUUACUCGGAAUUUAACAGUGGCUUCAGUCUGUUUUUCUAUCCCAUUAUAUAUAACAUUAUUUUGUAAAGUGCAUUUUAUUAUAGUCUUGAGCGAUUAAGUUUCCCAAUUUGCUCUUGAUUAGAAGUCUCGUUUUGUUCAGUGAAACAACUGAAGGCAAACUACAAAGCAGCUGAACAUGGCACCAACCUGACAAACUCAUCCUCUAUUUAUCUAAAUAAUUGAUAGUACCUUUACAAGGUAAUUUUCACAUGUUUUUUACAGUACAUUGAUCCGAGUCAAGGGCGUUUCCUGGCGAGGGGAUGGAUGGUAGAAAUGACAUUUUUAUGAGCUCAGUAAAAAAAUAUAUGUGUACCAAUAUGAGCUUCAAUGAGAUCCAUGGAUGAAUCAAUGCGAAGACAGGCAUCUUCAACUAUCCGCUUAAUUAAGUAAAAGUAAAGAAUUUACGUUUAUUUAGUAUUUCUUCACCAGUUUUACAUAUCCUAAUUGCCUCUUUUUGGAGCUGUGAAGAGGAUGGUAAGACAGUGUAAUACUGUCAUAUAGCAGCAAUUUUUAACUUUUUAACACAGUUGCUUUAUACGAAGAGUUCUGGAUACCUAUAUUCAGUGACAGAAGAAAAAAUAAAUAAAUGAAUAAAAACAGUUAUAAGUAUUUUUAAAUGAAAUUAUAUACAUAGAGUUUAUUAAUAGCAUAACAAAAUAUCAUAAUGAUAUGUAAAUUUUUAAAUUAGGCCAUUUUACAUUUUUGUAUCAUAUUUCGUAGUCUAAAGUACUGAGGGGUACAGAAAUGAUGCUAAAAGUUGAUGAUGAAGUUUUGAAAUUUAAAUGUGAAGUAUAUAAAGAAAAUUGGUAAUUUAACAAAUAAAUAUUCUUUGUUUGGAGA
This is a messenger RNA of Orbicella faveolata, 2336 nucleotides long. RefSeq names its product cell division control protein 42 homolog. NCBI's taxonomy places the organism in Eukaryota, Metazoa, Cnidaria, Anthozoa, Scleractinia, Merulinidae. The record is from RefSeq and is a predicted model, not a curated record. Gene Ontology annotation, molecular function: GTPase activity; GTP binding. Gene Ontology annotation, biological process: small GTPase-mediated signal transduction.